Messenger RNA from Ilyonectria robusta, 348 nucleotides. RefSeq lists its product as uncharacterized. The transcript is spliced from 2 exons. The record is from RefSeq and is a predicted model, not a curated record. Gene Ontology annotation, molecular function: oxidoreductase activity. Bases 1 to 348 code for a protein of 115 amino acids. NCBI's taxonomy places the organism in Eukaryota, Fungi, Ascomycota, Sordariomycetes, Hypocreales, Nectriaceae.
AUGGCAUUCACUGUAAUGAUGCUUCAUUAUGAGAAUAUCCACAUUCCUCUCAUGAAGUCACUCGCUGGCGAUAUAUUUCCUCUGGCUCAUACACGACAGUACAUCCAGAGAGCUGGCAGUGCCGACGGCUAUCCUGCAACGGUUCUCACGGGAGGCCAAUCCGACUUCAGCUUCGAUUGCGUGAGCACGCUUUCCUUCGAAGACCAAGCGGGGUUUGAGAAGAUGUCCGCAUUGUUAUCCGAACCAGAAAACGCCCCAAUAGUCGGCAAAGACUGCGGCACGUUUAUGGACGCUGCCAGGACGAAGACUGUUAUCAUUGGGGAAACUACCAAGGCCACGAGGGAUUAG